UGGAAUGCGCAGCUGGCGGGGGAGCGCGUCCCGCCCGGCUGGCAGCGAUCCGCGGGGAGCCGAGCGGCGAGCGGGGCCCCGCCGAGAUGCCGCACUUCACCGUGGUGCCGGUGGCGGACAAGCAGCGCGGGGACUACGACAGCCUGGAAGGGCUGAGCUGGGUGGACUACAGCGAGCCGGGCGGGGCGCGGGGCCCCGCGGACCCCUACGACCCCGCCAGCGCCGAGGGUCAUGGCAACCAUAAAGAAAACAGUCCUUUUCUCAACAGUUCUGAAGCUGGCAAGGGAAGUGAUUAUUAUGACAGAAACUUGGCCUUGUUUGAGGAGGAACUGGAUAUACGACCAAAGGUAUCUUCUCUGCUUGGUAAGUUGGUCAGCUACACAAAUCUCACUCAGGGAGCCAAAGAACAUGAGGAGGCGGAAAGUGCUGAAGGUUCAAAGAGGAAAGUAUCAAAAUCACCCAGCAUGGGCACCCUGAUGGGAGUGUACCUUCCAUGUAUGCAGAAUAUCUUUGGGGUUAUUCUCUUCCUUCGGUUGACAUGGAUGGUGGGAACAGCAGGAGUUCUACAGUCCUUCCUGAUAGUCUUAAUCUGCUGCUGUUGUACUAUGCUGACAGCCAUAUCAAUGAGUGCAAUAGCAACAAAUGGUGUAGUUCCAGCUGGUGGCUCCUAUUUCAUGAUCUCAAGGUCCCUAGGUCCAGAGUUCGGUGGAGCUGUGGGACUGUGCUUUUACUUGGGAACAACAUUUGCAGGAGCUAUGUACAUACUUGGUGCCAUUGAGAUUUUAUUGACAUACAUUGCACCACAAGCAGCAAUUUUUCAUUCCACUGGUGCCCAUGAUACAUCUAGUGCUACACUGAACAACAUGCGAGUUUAUGGAACCAUAUUCCUCACCUUUAUGGCUGUGGUAGUUUUUGUAGGAGUGAAAUAUGUUAACAAAUUUGCUUCUCUCUUCUUGGCCUGUGUAAUAAUAUCCAUAUUGUCCAUUUAUGCUGGUGCUAUCAAGUCCAUCUUCGAUCCCCCUGCAUUUCCGAUUUGCAUGCUGGGCAACAGGACCCUGACGAGAGGUCAUUUUGAUGUUUGUGCCAAAACAACAAUUGUGGGCAAUAUGACUGUGGCCACCAAGCUCUGGGAACUCUUCUGCCAUAGUUCUAACUUAACCACUGAUAACUGUGACAAAUAUUUUCUGCUCAACAACGUUACGGAGAUAGCAGGUAUUCCUGGAGCUGCAAGUGGCAUUUUAAAAGAUAAUCUGUGGAGCAAUUAUAUGGAGAAAGGAGAGAUACUGGAAAAAGCUGAUCAUCCAUCAGUUGAUGUAUCAGGGCUGAAAAGCAACCUUCACCUUUAUGUGUUUGCGGAUAUAGCCACUUCCUUCACAGUACUAGUUGGCAUCUUCUUCCCUUCAGUGACUGGUAUCAUGGCUGGUUCAAACAGAUCAGGAGACCUCAAAGAUGCGCAAAAAUCUAUUCCCGUCGGAACAAUUCUGGCUAUUGUCACCACGUCACUCGUCUAUUUCAGCAGUGUAUUACUAUUUGGAGCCUGCAUAGAGGGCGUUGUACUUAGAGACAAGUAUGGUGAUGCAGUGAACAAGAACUUAGUGGUGGGCACGCUCUCUUGGCCCUCACCUUGGGUCAUUGUGAUAGGCUCAUUCUUCUCUACCUGUGGAGCAGGCUUACAGAGCCUCACUGGAGCCCCACGGCUACUGCAAGCUAUAGCAAAGGACAACAUUAUUCCUUUCCUAUGGGUUUUUGGCCAUGGGAAAGCAAAUGGUGAACCAACAUGGGCGCUUCUGCUAACAGCAUUAAUUGCUGAACUUGGAAUUCUUAUAGCUUCACUUGACAUGGUGGCUCCAAUUCUCUCCAUGUUUUUCUUGAUGUGUUACCUCUUUGUCAAUCUGGCAUGUGCAGUACAAACACUUUUAAGAACUCCAAAUUGGCGGCCCCGAUUUAAAUACUAUCAUUGGGCUUUAUCAUUUUUAGGCAUGAGUAUUUGUCUUGCGUUGAUGUUCAUUUCAUCCUGGUAUUAUGCUCUGGUGGCUAUGCUCAUUGCGGGCAUGAUUUACAAGUACAUUGAAUACCAAGGUGCAGAGAAGGAAUGGGGUGAUGGUAUUCGGGGUCUGUCACUCAGUGCUGCCAGAUAUGCCUUGCUAAGACUGGAAGAAGGUCCUCCCCACACCAAGAACUGGAGGCCUCAAUUGCUGGUGCUUCUGAAAUUAGAUGAAGAUUUGCACGUGAAGUAUCCGAGGCUGUUAACAUUUGCUUCUCAGCUGAAAGCUGGCAAAGGUUUGACUAUCAUAGGGACAGUGAUCCAAGGGAAUUUCCUGGAGAGUUAUGGAGAGGCCCAAGCUGCUGAACAGACUAUUAAGAACAUGAUUGAAAUUGAGAAAGUGAAAGGAUUUUGUCAAGUAGUUGUAGCCACCAAGGUUCGAGAAGGAAUUGCCCACUUGAUACAGUCCUGUGGACUAGGUGGCAUGAAACACAACACUGUGGUUUUGGGAUGGCCGUAUGGCUGGAGACAAAGUGAAGAUGCGAGAGCCUGGAAAACAUUUAUAGAUACUGUGCGUUGCACAACUGCUGCCCAUCUGGCUCUGUUGGUGCCCAAAAACGUGUCUUUCUAUCCCAGCAACCAUGAACGUUACAACGAAGGCAACAUUGAUGUGUGGUGGAUUGUGCAUGAUGGAGGCAUGUUGAUGUUGCUUCCUUUUCUACUGAAGCAGCAUAAAGUCUGGAGAAAGUGCAAAAUGAGAAUUUUCACAGUAGCCCAGAUGGAUGAUAACAGCAUUCAGAUGAAGAAGGACCUGGCUACUUUCCUUUAUCAACUACGAAUAGAAGCAGAGGUGGAAGUGGUAGAAAUGCAAAACAGUGAUAUUUCAGCUUAUACCUACGAGCGGACCCUAAUGAUGGAGCAGAGAUCUCAGAUGCUGAGGCAAAUGAGACUGACCAAAACAGAAAGGGAAAGGGAGGCCCAGCUGGUAAAGGACAGACACUCUAUAAUACGGCUGGAAAGCCUGUACUCGGAUGAAGAAGAUGAGGGGGAGACAGUACCUGAUAAAAUUCAGAUGACAUGGACAAAAGAGAAAUGCGACUCUGAAAAACGGAACCGGAACACUGCAGUGGAAAACUUCAGAGAACUGAUCAGUAUUAAACCGAACCAGUCAAAUGUCAGAAGAAUGCACACAGCAGUGAAGUUAAAUGAAGUAAUUGUAAAUAGAUCCCAUGAUGCCAGACUUGUUCUACUCAACAUGCCUGGUCCUCCAAAGAAUGUAGAUGGUGAUGAAAACUAUAUGGAAUUCCUGGAGGUUUUGACAGAGGGCUUGGAGAGAGUAUUACUUGUUAGAGGAGGUGGUCGUGAAGUCAUCACCAUUUACUCUUGAUUUAAUACAGCUUUCUGCACCAUCGCACAUUUACCUUCUUGAUGACAAAGGACAUUCCAGUUUUAAAUGGAGAAGAAAAUAGGUUCUCUCUCUUUCUCUCUCUCCUCCCUUCAAACAAACACAGACUUUCCAUCAUCCAUCCAGUCUCCUGAAUGACUUACUAGACUUUUCUCACCAACCUUUACAG
Chrysemys picta bellii (western painted turtle) is the source of this 3558-nucleotide messenger RNA. It is a transcript of the gene SLC12A4, whose product is annotated as solute carrier family 12 member 4. Gene Ontology annotation, molecular function: potassium:chloride symporter activity. Gene Ontology annotation, biological process: potassium ion homeostasis; chloride ion homeostasis; cell volume homeostasis. Gene Ontology annotation, cellular component: plasma membrane. NCBI's taxonomy places the organism in Eukaryota, Metazoa, Chordata, Testudines, Emydidae. The record is from RefSeq and is a predicted model, not a curated record.